Oppiella nova is the source of this 456-nucleotide messenger RNA. The record is from the annotation of a GenBank genome assembly. NCBI's taxonomy places the organism in Eukaryota, Metazoa, Arthropoda, Arachnida, Sarcoptiformes, Oppiidae.
CCGGUCAUCGCCUUCUGUAACACGGAUUCGCCGCUCCGUUACGUGGAUAUUGCCAUUCCCUGCAAUAAUAAGGCGCCCCACUCUAUUGGACUCAUGUGGUGGCUGUUGGCCCGGGAGGUGCUUCGCCUGCGCGGCUCAAUCACUCGCGAGACGCCCUGGAAUGUGAUGGUCGACCUCUACUUCUUCCGCGACGCCGAAGAGCAGGAGAAGGAGGAGCAGAUCGCUCUCGUGCCCGAACCACGCGUUAAGGCCGACACCACCGAUGCCUACAACGCCGACUGGAAUCCCGAGCCCGCGGCUGAACCGGAAGCGCCUGAAGUUGUGGCGCCGGCGGCUAUUGGAGGACAACAGGACUGGAAUAUAACGGCCCCCGCAGAGGACCAGUGGGCCACACCCGCCGCCGCCGCCGCCGUUGUUGACGACUGGGGCGCGCAGACCACUGACUGGACUACAUAG